Messenger RNA from Chara braunii, 733 nucleotides. The record is from the annotation of a GenBank genome assembly. NCBI's taxonomy places the organism in Eukaryota, Viridiplantae, Streptophyta, Charophyceae, Charales, Characeae.
GUGCACAAGGUCGAGGAUCGUCCUCCGCAUCUUCCGAUCAUACCGAAAUGUCCGGAUGUCACGGAGCGGAUGGCGAAAUACGUGGACGUCGUCCGCAACGGCAUGAAGGAAGCUCAUCUGCUCGCUGUCGUCGACGAGGCGGGCGAGAAGCUUGUUCGGGUGACGGUGGUCGUGGAGAAGACAUCUCCCAUGCUCCCCAACGCUGCAUUAGCGGGGGAUGACCCGCUGGCCGACUUGGUUGCAUUGUGCGCGGAGAUUGCUCAGGAUGCUGACGGCGGGGUCAUAUUGUGGGUUCGCCUGACCUGCAUCGCUGAUGCGUUUAGAAUCGUUGUCUCUGCGUGCAUGUGGAUAAUGCGCAUGGUAGGGAACAACCACUCCCACUACGAAGCGUCGUACUUCGCGAAUCUUGUCGCGAAGCCCACACUUGUCGCGUCCAUGCACAACGGCUUCGAUGUCAAGUGCCACGUGCUGUCGUCAACGAAUGGUGUGAUGGAUCAGCUGGGGAAAAUGAUCGUCAACCUCGUUGAUCGUCCAACUUACGUGUUGGAAUGGGCAUCCUGCGGGGUGAAGUUCAAUGUCGACGGCGGUCUCGCAAGCCCGGGCGAAGCCAAACGAAGUGAGUGGUUGGGGACGGGGCCGAAUGUCAACGAUGAUAUGGAUGACGAAGGCUAGUGACAUGGCGGGUGCGGGGAAGACGACGACAUGGGGUUACAAGCAUAAUGCCUAAGCCGAU